AUGCCGACGACGGCAGUCGAACUGCCGAAUCUCCACCACAGCACCGGUGAAAGACAACGGAAUCAGAUAUCUCACACCGAACCGGAGGCAGAGGCCGAUGAGGUCAUGCAGCAGUCUCUCAUCGCGGAUUCACAAGUUCCCGAUGGCGGAUAUGGAUGGGUUUUGAUCUCUGCUUGCGCGGUAGUCACCUGGUGGUUUGUCGGUGUAUCUUAUACGUGGGGUGUCAUGCAAGCCGAAUUGGUAGAGAAGAAAGGUUAUUCAUCCUCGACCUUGGCCUUUGUGGGCUCGCUCUGUCCAGCCUGUAUCUCGUUGCUGGCUGUUCCUAACGCGAGACUGAUUCGACUGAUUGGCGCACGCAUCACGGCUUGUCUGGGAAUCUUUCUGCUUGGACUGGGCAGUAUUCUGAGUGGGUUUACUACGGAUAGUAUUGCGGGAUUGUUUAUGACGUGGGGGUUUGUGGGUGGUCUGGGAACGAGCUUAUGCUUUAUGGUCGUCUCCGUUACACCUGCACAAUAUUUCAAAGCUAAACGAGGCAUCGCCAAUGGUAUAGUCUACGCUGGCGGCGGACUCGGUGGCACCGUCAUCAGUUUCAUCUUGGAUGCAUUGCUUCAAAGUGUGGGAAUCGCCUGGACCUUCCGAAUCCUGGGUUUCCUCAUCAUGGCUACGGGUCUACCGGCCGCCUGGCUGAUCAAGGAGCGUGCAGCAAUCAUGCCCACCAAGAUGGUUGAAUGGAGCUUGUUCAAAGACGUCCGUUUUGCGGUCCUAUUCGCCGUUGGCGUCAUUGGAACAUUCCCGCUCUUCGUGCCGGCAUUUUUCUUGCCCUUGUAUACCAGCUCACUUGGGUUGCCAUCGAGCGCAGGAGCUGGUCUUGUCGCUGCAUUCAACUUUAGCUCAGCCAUCGGUCGUCUCUCCUGUGGAUUUGCGUGUGAUAAGCUCGGAUCGCUGAACACGCUGUUCUUGUCGCUGCUUCUGAGCGCGUUCAGUAUUUUCGUCCUUUGGCCGGUGUCUAAUUCGAUUGGGCCUCUGGUUGCAUUCGUGAUUAUUAAUGGAUCCGCCAAUGGUGGUUUCUUCUCAACUAUGCCGACAGUCGUGGGUAAUGUCUUUGGGUCCGCGCGGGUAUCUGUUGCGGUGGGAAUGAUCGUCAGUGGAUGGCUGGGUGGCUACCUUAUGGGUGCCCCUAUCGCUGGUUACAUUCUCAAUGCCUCCGGUGGCCAGGAGGGUGGAAUUGGAGCGUAUCGACCGGCAAUUUUCUAUGCAGGAUCAAUGGCAACGGCUGCGACGGUUCUGGCGGCUGUGCUGCGGAUGAAGGUGGAUCGGAGAAUAAAGAAAACGGUUUGA
Molecule: messenger RNA, 1338 nt
Organism: Penicillium waksmanii
Lineage: Eukaryota; Fungi; Ascomycota; Eurotiomycetes; Eurotiales; Aspergillaceae
Exons: 2
Coding region: 1-1338 (445 amino acids)
Biological process (GO): transmembrane transport
Cellular component (GO): fungal-type vacuole membrane
Molecular function (GO): transmembrane transporter activity
Source: RefSeq, a predicted model, not a curated record